AUGCCUAGCCACCCAAGUGAAGAAAGAGCACCAGAAGGCCUCACUGACAAAAUUGCACAACACUCGUCAGACUCGAAUGCCUCUGAUCACCCCAUCCAUGAUGAGAAUAAGGGUCCAAUAGAGGAAGCAGGCGGCCCACUGAAAUCAAAGGGCCCCCAGAUUCCCGAGGGCAAAAUGCCAGAAGCAAAGAGCAAGGAUGAGCUACACGCAAAGGCUGCUGAGCUCAACAAAUGA
Lithohypha guttulata is the source of this 234-nucleotide messenger RNA. RefSeq lists its product as uncharacterized. The transcript has 2 exons. The coding region runs from base 1 to 234 and encodes 77 amino acids. The record is from RefSeq and is a predicted model, not a curated record. NCBI's taxonomy places the organism in Eukaryota, Fungi, Ascomycota, Eurotiomycetes, Chaetothyriales, Trichomeriaceae.